Messenger RNA from Cooperia oncophora, 366 nucleotides. NCBI's taxonomy places the organism in Eukaryota, Metazoa, Nematoda, Chromadorea, Rhabditida, Trichostrongylidae. The record is from the annotation of a GenBank genome assembly.
AUGAAGGAGUUCGCAGCAGGGCGGAAUAUUACUCUAGUGCUCGAUAACGCUCCUUACCAUACUAGAGCUCUAGAGAAGCUUGACCAUUUCGUCGCCAGUCGAGGCGGUGUGGCAGCCUUGCGUUGCUACGCCGCUGAGAGGAUUUGCGAGGAGAUGGGGGUCAGAAUGAGGGCAGUGGAGAUAUUGGGGAGAGUGUCCAGGGACCUCUGCGAGGCCUGGUGUGGGAAGACGUUAGAGGAGGAGGACUCCGCGCGAUUGAAGGAGGCUUUGGAUGCCAGUUAUGGUGAUAAGGGCGCUGAAGAGCCCUCAUCAUCUGACAGCGACCUGUCAGAUGAUGUGAUCAGUGGCUAUAGUGUCGAGCUGUGA